UUUAGUCGUAGCAAAAUUGUAGACCUGAAGGAUGAUCUAAGAAUCAUGUGGACCAAUGAUUAUCUGCGUUCAUUAAUUGACGAGAGAAAAACUAGGAAUGUUGAAUAUUAUGACAUUGUGAGUAUUAGUAGAGAGGAUUUUUGGAAUAGCAUCGCAAAUAAGAUUAAUGGACAAUUUAAUACCACUUAUUCCAGAUAUCAAUGCAAGGGAAAGUUUCAAAGUCUGGUAAAAGACUAUAAUAUAAGUAUUUUGAGUGGUGAACAUCUUCUACAAUUGCAACUAUCUCUUACAAUGAGGUUAUUAUUAGUCGAUGUACCUGUAUAUGUCGGAGAUCGAUCUGCAUCUCCAACCCAAAGAACUCCCAGCAGGAGAGACGAAACUACCAAUCGAGAUAAUGCAAGUAAUUUGGGUAGAGAUUUAGGUAAUAACAUAAAUAAUGUGGGUGGGAAUUUAAGCGAUAACACAAAUAAUGCGAGUGAAAAUUCAGGCCAUAAUGCAAAUAGCGCGAAUGGAAAUUCAAAUAAUAAUACGACCCAUAAUGAUAUACACGGAUCAUCAUCCAAUAUACCUGCAUCACAAAAUGGUAGUAAUGUUAAUAUGGCCAAAGCAGGAAGUAGUCAACCUAUAAAUGAGGAAAGUUAG
This is a messenger RNA of Acaulospora morrowiae, 642 nucleotides long. The record is from the annotation of a GenBank genome assembly. Lineage: Eukaryota; Fungi; Glomeromycota; Glomeromycetes; Diversisporales; Acaulosporaceae.